Messenger RNA from Knipowitschia caucasica, 504 nucleotides. The record is from the annotation of a GenBank genome assembly. NCBI's taxonomy places the organism in Eukaryota, Metazoa, Chordata, Actinopteri, Gobiiformes, Gobiidae.
AUGUGUUCAGAGCGCGCAGCAGCGGAGGAGGAAGAGGAUCAGCGCCACAAAACCUCAAACAAACUCACAGCAGAAGCGGCCCCGGUGCACGGUGACGGCAGUAGCGGCUUUACUCAGUUCCGGAACCACGAGCGGAGAGCGACUUUCCACAGCGCGCAAACUUCUGCCGGAGAGAAGUCCACCGCGGCGGGCAGCGAUGGAGAGGAGGCCCCCAUGAGGGGCUUCGCGCGUCAGGGGGCCCUGCGUCAGAAGAACGUGCACGAGGUCAAGGACCACAAGUUCAUCGCGCGCUUCUUCAAGCAACCCACGUUCUGCAGCCACUGCACGGACUUCAUCUGGGGGUUCGGCAAGCAGGGAUUCCAGUGUCAAGUUGGAUUAUUUGAACAGUGCACGGUCACAGUCCCAUGCGUGCAUUACAGAGAAGCAGAAGUGGCUGAUGUUUUUACUGCUGUGAUGACCGAGGGUGGAGGAGAGGUGCUGCUGCUGCUAAAACAAGGCGAGUAA